GCACAACCCCAGUCCCGAUUACGAGUGUAAAAUUGAACUAAACUCGGCUUUCGGUAAACAGUGGGCACGCCGGUGUUAGUUGUCUCAUCAGAGAUCCCGAUCUCCCUGGAGCCAACGGAAACCUAAAAAAUUUGCUUUGAAAAUCGCACAAUUCCAUUUUAUCACAUCCACUGAUCUGCAUCCAAGAUUCGAUGGGGCUUCUCAGCAUCAUUCGAAAGAUCAAGCGAAAAGAGAAGGAAAUGCGAAUCCUCAUGGUAGGACUUGAUAACUCAGGGAAGACGACAAUUGUGCUGAAAAUCAACGGAGAGGACACCAGCGUUAUCAGUCCCACUCUUGGAUUCAACAUCAAGACCAUCGCUUACAACAAGUCUCUGCUUCUCCUUCCUUCCUUCCUUCUUUCUGUCACUCUCACAUUUCCAUACUUUACAUACUCUUUUUGAUUUUUGUGUAUGUCCCGUUAUUACUUGUCGUUGCUGUUUGUUACUAAUUUAAUGACUUUAGUGUGUAUAGUUCUAAGAGGCAAUUUGUCAAACAUGUAAUCUGGAUACUAAUACUGCUACUGCUACUGCUUGAA
This is a messenger RNA of Camellia sinensis, 574 nucleotides long. The record is from RefSeq and is a predicted model, not a curated record. NCBI's taxonomy places the organism in Eukaryota, Viridiplantae, Streptophyta, Magnoliopsida, Ericales, Theaceae.